AUGCAGGUUGACUCCUACGGGAAAUGCCUGCAUAACCGUGAGCUUCCCAGUGAGCGACUGAGCGACACUUCUACAGCCACUACAGAAGAUUCUGAAUUUAUGACUUUUAUUGCCAGGUACAAGUUUCAUCUGGCCAUGGAGAAUGCCAUAUGUGAUGACUACAUGACAGAGAAGCUGUGGCGUCCAAUGCACUUGGGUGCUGUUCCAGUAUACCGAGGCUCCCCAGCUGUGCGGGACUGGAUGCCAAACAACCUCUCCAUCAUUCUCAUAGACGACUUCGACAGCCCUCAAGAGCUGGCAAAGUAUCUUGAUUUCCUGGACAAGAAUGGAGAGGAGUAUACGAAGUAUCUAGAGUAUAAAAACCCUGGUGGAGUAAAAAAUCAGUUCUUGUUAGAGAGCUUGGCGCAGCGGGAGUGGGGUGUGAACGACAUGACUCUGCCCAAUUAUCUGAAUGGCUUCGAGUGUUUCAUCUGUGACAGGGAGAAUACUCGGGUCAAACAGGAGCAGGAACACAAAAAGUCUCAUGGGAAGAUUCCAGCUCCCAGACCUCACAUAGCUCAGUUCCAGCAUAUGGGAUGUCCUAUGCCAACCCCUGGUUUCGGAAGCGUUGAAGACCUCUCUGGAGGAGACGGUUGGAAAGAGAUGUGGCUGCAGGAUUACUGGCAAAGCCUUGAUCAGGGUGAGGCCCUCACUGCUAUGAUUCAUCACAAUGAGUCACAUCAGGGAAGAUUUUGGGACUAUAUGCAUGAGAUUUUCCUCAAGAGGACAAGGCAACACUGACCUAUCUUUGUAAGAGCUUGAUUUGAAAAUUGCAUUGAAAGUUGAGACUACGAAUGUUUACCUUGCUCCAAAUGUUUGCCUUGAAAUGGACUAAAAAUUUUCACAGAGACUUAUUUUUUUCUGGUGCAUUAAGUAAACUUCUGUUUGGAUUGGAUUUUAGCAGUGGGAUCUUAGCAACUGCUUUGAUUUGAAUUUCAGCUCCGUGGUAUGAGGCCACUCCUGACUUGCACGUGUCAACAGAUGGAGAAAAAUAGGGGUUUAAUCUCCUUUUGCAUUUGCUAUAGCUUUUGUGGCUUACAUGACUUCAGAGGAACACCUCUUCAAACUCAUGUUCAAA
Messenger RNA from Chaetura pelagica (chimney swift), 1117 nucleotides. It is a transcript of the gene POFUT4, whose product is annotated as fucosyltransferase 11 (alpha (1,3) fucosyltransferase). The transcript has 3 exons. NCBI's taxonomy places the organism in Eukaryota, Metazoa, Chordata, Aves, Apodiformes, Apodidae. The record is from RefSeq and is a predicted model, not a curated record. Bases 1 to 780 code for a protein of 259 amino acids. Gene Ontology annotation, molecular function: alpha-(1->3)-fucosyltransferase activity. Gene Ontology annotation, cellular component: membrane.